CAAGCUUAUUAGAUAUAACUAAAAAUUUAGAAGUGAAAAGUAAUUGGCACAGUCAUUAUAUUAAUUUAUAUUCAAUAUUUCACAUUUUUAAAAUUUUUAAAUUUUUACCUAAAUAAAACUUGAUUCUUAUUAUAUCUUGUAAUAAACGGCAACGGUGGGAAAUUGUGUUCAAAACAAAGGCGCAAAUUUCUUAUAACGUCUAAAACGUCAGAAAUAAAAAGGUCCUGAGUGGAUUCAUAUAAAACUAUGGCUGAAACUGAAUGUCAGAUUCGAAAACUAAGAUUAUCUUUGGAAACUUACAGAGAAUUUUUGCUUAAUAUUUAUAGUAUAUUAUUAUGGGAAAGACAAUGGCAUGCAACAUCUUUGGCAGCGGGAUGUACAGUAAUAUUUAUGUUGAUCUGGCUGAGUGAAUCCAAUUUAUUAACAGUUAUGUCAUUGCUCGGACUGAUAAUUACAAUUGGAGAUUAUACUUUACCAACACUAAUUUCCACUCUUUAUAAAGAAGAAACUUGGAAUACUCGUAAACAAAAUCGAUUCGAAGAACUUUGCACCAACAUUAUUCUGUAUAAAACAAAAUUUGAGCUGUUGGUUUCUGCCUAUUAUAGAAUGAGAGAAACUAAUCCAAAAAUGUAUUUCACAGUAACAAUUGUUGCUCUUUCAAUAUUGACAUGGAUUGGUGGUAGAGUAAACAACCUCUUCCUUACUUAUUUAUUUAUCAUGAUCGCUUUACUGCUACCAGGGAUGAUACAUCAUGGUUUCUUAAAUAAACUAACGGAGCAAUUAUCAAAACUGUUCACAGAUCUAGUCGAAAAUGCUAAAGCUAAAGUUGGGCAGAAGAAAAUUCAAUAAUAUUUUCACUUGUUUUCGUUAUAGAUUUUCAUUUUUUUUUCUUUUAAAUUGAUAUCUUGAGAAAUUGCUCAAACUCAGAAUAUAAUUUUAGUUGUAGUUAUACAAUUUUUCAUGAAAAAUUCAGUGUGAUAUUUAGACUGAUGUUACCAUAUAAUUCCUUAAAUGUAAAUUAGUUUUAUAUUCAAUAAAAUAGUUUUUCAAUGAGUUUUAAUUUUUUGUAUUACAUUCGUGAUCAUUUUAAUAACUAAAACACUUGAAUAAAAAUAAAUUUUAUAUCACAA
Diorhabda sublineata is the source of this 1130-nucleotide messenger RNA. It is a transcript of the gene Arl6IP1, whose product is annotated as ADP-ribosylation factor-like protein 6-interacting protein 1. Bases 247 to 849 code for a protein of 200 amino acids. NCBI's taxonomy places the organism in Eukaryota, Metazoa, Arthropoda, Insecta, Coleoptera, Chrysomelidae. The record is from RefSeq and is a predicted model, not a curated record. The transcript has 4 exons.